UCAACAUGGAAGCCCCCAUGGAGCUGCUUCGUCAGUCUAUCAAUCCAAGUUUCACAAUGAACGCUCCAGAUAUCAUGCCUCUACCUUCAUUCCCGGCCUUUGCCACUGAUUUCAAAUCGAGAACCAUGAAUCCUAUCACAACUGGUACAUCAGUUGUGGCUUUGAAGUUCGAUGGAGGCGUGAUGAUGGCUGCAGACACAUUGGGGUCCUACGGUUCUCUGGCCAGGUUUCCCAACAUUGAGCGACUUCUUCGUGUCAAUGAUUCUACAAUUAUUGGAGCCAGUGGGGAUUAUGCUGACUACCAAUAUCUCAGGGACAUCAUUGAGCAAAAAGUGAUUGAUGAAGCUUGUCAAGAUGAUGGCUUUGGUAUAAAACCAAAAAAUCUUCACUGCUGGCUGACAAGGGUCAUGUACAACAGACGGUCGAAGUUCAACCCCCUAUGGAACAUUUAUGUCGUAGCUGGAUUGCAAGAUGGAGUCCCAUAUUUGGGCUAUGUUGACAAGAUAGGGACAUCUUUUGAGGCUCCUCAAGUUGUGUCAGGUCUUGGUGGUUACCUGGCCCUUCCACUUCUUCGAGAUGCAGUUGAGAAGAAACCCAAAAUGAAUCAACAGGAAGCUAGGGCUGCAAUUGGGGAUGCCAUGCGACUUCUAUUCUACAGGGACUGUCAAGCCUUUCAUAAGUAUCACCUUGGGGUUAUCACAAAAGAUGGAGCCAAGAUUGAAGGGCCAUUUGAGGUGGAUGUGAAUUGGGAUCUUGGAUAUCACAUUCAUGGCUACUGAUGUCCUGACUGUGACUGGAGUGGAGAAGCACUGGGGUGGAACUCAUUGAGCUCCGUUGAUAACUAAGCUUAUAUCUGCACCUUCAAAAAAUUUUUGAGAAUAAAAGUUGGAAGUAAAAGCCC
Darwinula stevensoni is the source of this 901-nucleotide messenger RNA. The record is from the annotation of a GenBank genome assembly. Lineage: Eukaryota; Metazoa; Arthropoda; Ostracoda; Podocopida; Darwinulidae.